AUCAUGUUGGACCCUCCUCCUCAGCAAUUAUUUCUGCUGAGCUCCGUGUUGUGUCCGGAAGGCGGCAUCCUUAGUGGCACUUCACAACAUGUGAAGCCGCAUAUCGCACAGGACGAUUUAGUCAUAGCAAUUGCAAUAGGGCAAAACAUUUGUGUCACUACAAAGCGCCGAAGUGAUGUCUCCCGGGGUCAAAGCCUGAUUCUGUGGUAGCUUCAGCCUCACAAUUAUUGACCUGGCAACCGCGAGCUAUGCUUAUGGUCUUCUACUGGCAUCGAAACAAUAGGCAGGAUACAUGCUUACAUCAACAGACUGAACAUGGCCUUCCGACCCCUCCAUGCAAGCCAUGGCCCUCCAUCUCCCAUUCCUGACGUCGCACACUGGAUACGCUCGCUUGCCCCAGUCCGAUCUCGAAACGGCAGAGGACGCCACUCCGCUGUUGGAGCCGGACAACGCUAGUUCAGAGCAGACGGUCCACGCGGAGCCGACAUCACACACGAAGAGAACGUCCCGGUCGGAGCGCGCCGCACGUUCGCACAGAGCAUCGCACACCAUCCGAACACAGCGUACACAGCGGACCGGCUUGACCGCUCAGCUCGAAAGAGAGCUGGACGCCCUUGAAGGGCGCAUUCCCGAAGAGCCGUCGACGCGCCUCGAGAAGAUCGGCAAACUGGUCUCCAGUUACAUCUUCUCCUGCAUUCUCUUCGCCGCAGCCUGCACCGUAUACGCCAGCGCCUCCACCUACGCGAGCUGGUACUUCCUCCAGACGAACGAACCCUAUACCAGCAACUUCAGCAUCGUCUACGCCGGCAUGCUUGGCGCGACCAUCCUGUCCUUGAUGUUUACCACUGUCAUGUGGUGUUACGCCGAGCUCGAGGAGAUAUACGAGAGAGCCCAUGGGAUAUACGAGCCCCCGAGCGAGCUCCCGGAGUGGUGGACGUGGCAGCGCGAGACGUACGUGCCUCCGCCACCGAAGCUCGCCCGCCGUUACGCGGGCUCCGUCACCGCUUUUUGUACGAUCUCCGGGUUGCUUAUGGGCGGGCUCGUGGGACCUGUGUUCGGAACGGUCAUACGGCGAGGUAUCGUGACUAGCGCGAUGACUGCGUCUGCGGCGCUGGGAUGUGGCGCGGCCGGUACAGGGCUUGUCAUUGGCGGUAUACUCGUCUGCCUGUCCUGUACCUAUGGGAUGAAGCUCUGUAAUGGGGGAAGGGACGCCGAGUGUUGAUACGUGUUGAGGUUUGGUCUACUGCUGGGUCUAUGCGCGCCCGCGAGAUGGGGAGAGGAUACCCAAGUGGUUAUGGACUUGUAUAGCCAAGAACAGUGGGCCGUACCUAUGAUAGCUACCUAGUACAGACCUACAUAGUGCGCCUCCGUCAAUUUAUCUAUGGUCAUGAGUUUCACAUGUG
This is a messenger RNA of Fomitopsis serialis, 1403 nucleotides long. RefSeq lists its product as uncharacterized. NCBI's taxonomy places the organism in Eukaryota, Fungi, Basidiomycota, Agaricomycetes, Polyporales, Fomitopsidaceae. The coding region runs from base 335 to 1222 and encodes 295 amino acids. The transcript is spliced from 3 exons. The record is from RefSeq and is a predicted model, not a curated record.